UUGUCAGGUCUCUUGAGGAAAACAGCAGGCAAGAUAUACUGUGACAUUAUGAAGCUUUUAAAAGAAGCCGAUUUAUCUAAAAUAAUCCAGAAGUUUUUUUUAUUUCCUUUAUAAUCUCUUGUUUUACGCUCCACUCCAGUCCUCUUGGUGGAGAUAAUGCUCCUCUAAGCUGGUUUGCCAACCGCCAAUAAACCCUAAAGAAGAAGAAGAAGAAGGAGUAGAAGCAGAAGAAGAAGAGAUGUCAGUGAUGUGGGUGGUGAAGGUGGUCGGCCUGGGGGUGGUGGCAGUCUCACUUAGUGCGGAGUUGCUUGGCUGGCUCCUGCGUCGCUUCAGGCCUGGAAGAAGUCUCAAUGAGGUCCUCUUCUUCCCCUCAGAGGUGGCCUGUGUGGAACACAUCUUCACUCCUUCUUCAACUCAUGCCUGUUGCUGCUCAUUGCCUCAUGGUUUGGAGACCUCCUUCUCCCAUCUUCUCCGCCACAUCCUGUCUGCUUCCUCCACUCUGGACUUGUGUGUUUUUGCCUUUUCCAACAUGGACCUGAGCAGGGCUGUACUAGCACUGCAUAGCAGGAGUGUGACCAUCAGAGUCCUCACUGACAAGCACUACGCUGCCAUCACUGGCUCCCAGAUAGGAGUCCUCCGCAAGGCUGGGAUCUGCGUACGGUGCGACGUGGGCUCCGUGCACAUGCAUCACAAGUUUGCAGUGGUGGACGGCCGGCUGCUCAUCACGGGCUCCCUCAACUGGACGCUGACAGCAGUGCAGAGCAACAUGGAGAACAUCCUCGUCACUGAGGAGCCAGACCUGGUCCAACCAUUCAUCAAGGAGUUCCACAGGUUGUGGGCGCACAACGACCCGGCUCAGUACCACCCGUCAAACGACCAAAAACCCGCUCACAUGACCUCUAGAACUAAUAACUGAUCAGCCAAAAGGAAUAUUGUGUCAGAGCUCAUGAACCUCUGAGGUAGAAGUGUCACCUUGGACAGAAAAUGCCUCCGUGGUGGAUCUUUUCAUGAUAUCAGGAGGUGCUGUUAGUUUUGUAAGUUACUGUUUGAGAUUAUAGGAGUUUUAAGGCAGUUUAAAUUAGUUUCUGGUUUAAUUUUAAUGUAAUUUAUUAGGCCAAGUCUACAGUUAAGAGUUCCUGGUUUUUGUGUGUUUUCUUUAAAUUCUCCAUACAAAACAAUCCCUGUUGAAAUGGACAGUAGAGGGAGUAAGAUCCAAAACAGAAGGUUUGGUCCAGUUCUAAAGAGAUUUCUCCUGUUUCAGGACGUGGAAUCCAUGUUGAUUUUGUUUUUUUGUUUUUAAGGUGAGAACAUUUCUUAAUUUGACAUGACUUAAUUACAGUUGCUUUUGUUAAAGAUCUCCACUGACGUUAUCAAUUACUCUUUCUUCUUGGUCAUUACAUAAUCAAUAAUCUAUUACAUGAUACAUUUUCCUCCUCAAGACUAGAGGGAGUACAGCACAUAGAUUAGUUAGGAAAUUGAAUUUAAUGACUGUUGAAACCAGUCCACAGUCCACUCUGUGUAUAAGUGAAUUACACUGGCGGUUAAAGAUCCAGUGUUCAGGAUGUGCUGCUGCUGUAUCAGGCACCAAUAAAAACCCGGUUUCACACUGCA
Molecule: messenger RNA, 1611 nt
Organism: Thunnus maccoyii (southern bluefin tuna)
Lineage: Eukaryota; Metazoa; Chordata; Actinopteri; Scombriformes; Scombridae
Gene: pld6
Product: phospholipase D family, member 6
Exons: 4
Coding region: 239-916 (225 amino acids)
Biological process (GO): piRNA processing
Cellular component (GO): mitochondrion
Molecular function (GO): RNA endonuclease activity producing 5'-phosphomonoesters, hydrolytic mechanism
Source: RefSeq, a predicted model, not a curated record